Molecule: messenger RNA, 3361 nt
Organism: Thamnophis elegans (Western terrestrial garter snake)
Lineage: Eukaryota; Metazoa; Chordata; Lepidosauria; Squamata; Natricidae
Product: zinc finger and SCAN domain-containing protein 2-like
Exons: 4
Coding region: 212-2926 (904 amino acids)
Source: RefSeq, a predicted model, not a curated record
CCCAAAGGAAAGUUCUAUUCUGUCUGUACUGGCCUGGGAAUGAUUGUUACUUUUCCUUCUCCGUGGAAAGCACUUGUGGAAGAUGCUGAUUCUUUGAUCGGUGAAUAAGUUUCAUUGAAUGCGUCAAAUCUGUUGCUUAAUGCCGCAGUAGCCUUUGAGGAAUGCUGCUAAUAAAGGCAACAAUAGAACAGGUCAGCCCUUGAAGGAGAAAAUGUCUACUGCGCAAGAGGCAGAGGUGUCCCAGUCUCUGCUACAUCACAAUAUGGAUCCUGAAAUAAAAAUGGAAGGACGGGACUCCAUUGACCCCAAGCCAGGAGAAGGAAGAACACAUUUUCUAAACAUUGGAAAAAGCAAGGUAGAGCCAGGGCGUAAUGUGAAAGCAGAGCUAGAGGAAAAUCCAUCAAAGAAUUGGGAUGCCCAGUUGCAGGAGUUUCUGAAGACACUGGAGGAUCCUCAGGGAAGAAGUGAAGUUCCACAGUGCCUUGAGCCAAAGCUCUGGAGUGGUCCAAAAUUACCUGGGAUGUCCUCCCAAGGAGGGAUGGAUGCCAGCAAAUGGUUAAAAGAAAUGUGUAUUUCCCAAAUUGAGGCUCAUUGCCUUGGGACAACUCAAGAGGAUUGGGACACCCUUCUGGAUGUUGGCCAUGGUGGGAAGGAGAAGAUUGGAGAACUGGCUGAAGGAGCCAUCAGGGCAGAGGCAAGAUGCCGUCGUUUUCGGGCCCUGGGCUACAAAGAGGCCAAGGGACCUCAAGAUUUUUGCCAGCAGCUUCAAGAACUUUGUCGUGAGUGGUUGAAACCAGAGAAACACACCAAGGAGCAGAUCUUGGACUUGGUCAUCUUGGAGCAGUUUCUGUCUGCCUUGCCUUUGGAUAUACAAAACUGGCUCAGGAGAAAUGGCCCAGAAACUUGUGUCCAUGCAGUGUCCUUAGCAGAGGAGUUCCUCUUGAAGAGAGCAGAGACCCAGACAUGGGAAGAGCAGGUGAUUGAGAUAUCAGAAGAAGAUGACAUCGAAAAAGCCCCCAAGUCAAGCCAGUUACCAUCAGAACCACCAAAGGAUGAAGAUUUUGGACUGGUUAAACCAAAACGUGACGGCAUGAAAAACCAUAGAGGCAUUGGGUGGCUGAAUGAAGGUGGUGAACCAAAGCUGAAGAAUUCUGAGAAAAGGAAGCCUCUGAGGAAGUUCUUGAAAGCUGCCAUCAAAACUGAUUUGCUGGCCUUCAAAGAGACCGAUGGAAACCGCGAUACGGCAACGAAGCAGAAUGGAAGUGAUGUUGAGAAGGGAGUGGGUCCGUCAGUUCCGCCCCAAAGUGUUGGCCCAGGGCUCAGUGACCCUGCUGUCCAAGAGGAGGAGGAGAUGAAUGAUAACGGGAGUGAGGAAAGCAUGAAUCAAAGCUUGAAGGUUGUGAGAACUGAAAGCCCCGAUGCUGAAGAGAAGCCGUUCCGAUGUUGGCAUUGUGGCCAGAUCUUCAGAAACAGUUCACAUCUGGUGAGCCACGAGAGAACUCACGUUGGCGAGAAACUGUACAAAUGUUCCCACUGUGGAGAAAGUGAGAGGACCCAUACGGGCCAGAGGCCCCACAAAUGUCCUCAUUGUGGGUGUAUUUUUGGCUAUCACGGUCACAAGAGGAUCUUUGUGGAGGAGAGACCCCAUGUGUGUUCUGACUGUGGGAAAAGUUGUAGCCAGAAAUCCGAUCUUUUAAAACACCAGAGAACCCAUACAGAAAGCAAGAAAUCUUACAAAUGUUCUGCCUGUGGCAAAACCUUCAAAAAUGGGUCAAGUCUCAAAGCGCACCAGAGAACCCACACGGGUGAGAAACCAUAUACGUGUUUGUACUGUGGGAAGUGUUUUGUCUGGAGUUCGCAAUGCCGGCAGCACGAGAGAAUUCACACAACUGAAUGCUCCCACUGCGGAAAAGGUUUUGGUCAGAAAUCGGAGCUGGUGGAACACGAGAAGACUCAUCUCGUGGAAGAUUUGUUGGUCUGUUUCGCCUGCGGGAAAAUCUUUGAACUCAGCUCUGAGCUCACGGCACACAUGCGGACUCACAAACGGAAGCAGUUCGAGUGUUCGGCCUGUGGGAAAACCUUCAUGAACAGUUUGCAACUCACUGCGCAUCAGAAGGUCCACACAGGAGAGAAGCCACAUAAAUGUUCCCAUUGCGGGAAAAGCUUUAGCCAGAGACAGAGUCUGAUAGCUCACGAGAGAAUCCACACCGGAGAACAGCCACAAAUGCGCUUAGUGUGUGGGAAAAACGUCCGGAACUCCCCGAAUCUCAAAUCCCACGAGAGGACUCACAUGGGAGAGAAGCCGUACCGUUGCUCCCAUUGCGAUAAAAGUUUCCGGUGGAGUUCACACCUCUUGUUGCAUAAGAGGAUUCACACAGGAGAAAAAUCCUACUCGUGUUCUGAUUGUGGGAGAACGUUUGACAGGAGGUGCAACCUUCUGAGGCAUGUGAAAAACCACACAGGGCAGAGGUCCCAUGUGUGCUCGGACUGUGGGAAAAGUUUCAUCUCCAGCUCAGUCCUUUCGCGACAUCAGAAAGUCCACGUGGGAGAAGAUGUUGCAAGGUGCUUAGAAUGCGGGAAAGGUUUCAGACAGUGCAGGGACCAGGCAGAAAAGGUGUCGAAAUGUCCUGAGUGCAUCCGGAGACUAUCCCUGAGUUUGGAUCUUAGACGUGCACAAAUGCGGUUGAAAGAAAAGACAUUUCAAUGCUCGCUCUGCAGAAAAACUUUCAACAACAGCUCUCACCUUAUGGUUCAUCAGAGCGUCCAUACCAGGGUUCGACCAAGGCAGUGCCUGGAGUGUGGGCGAGACAUCAUCAGGAGGCCUAACCUUAUUGCCCCUUUGAAAAACCUCUCGGGGCAAAACGCAGAGAAAUGCACAGAAUGUGAAAAUAAAACAGUUGAACUAGAUCUUGGAGGCAAAUGUUGACCUCAACCUUCACCCACCCAUCUCCUGAACGUUAAGACUUUCUGCCCCUUAAAAAGAGAAAAUAUUCCUGUGUCAGAAGAUUUAUGGGGGCUGUUUGUACAUCAGUCGGAAAAAAGUCCCGAUGGUGACUGUUUGAUGCUACAGCCUACCUGAAGAUGAUCAGAAAUUUGUACCCUACCAAGCUCACAUGACCAUACUUUGGGGUUUAGGCAACAAGGACAGAUAUACAGCGAUUUGCUGUGUCCCGUGGUCAUGUGACUGUGUUUAAUGAUGGUUUUGCUGAAAACUGGGACUUCUGGUUUUCACCAAAACUGUGUUUAUAAUUAUAUUCACAUUUAUGACUGGUGUGUCUGCUUUAACAACCAGCAUUCACAUCAUCAUAGUGAUUCACACACACACACACACACACACACAAAUAUUAUUACCAUAUUUUUU